UGUCACUUAGUCACAUUUCAGUUUCACUUCAAAGGCAUACAUACGUGAAUCAAAACGUAGCACUCUCUAAAAUUAAAUUCUUUGCGGAUUUCCUGUAAGUUCCUGUCGAUUGGUAUGCCUGAUCCGAGUGAGACCAUAUACAACUUGACUGCUGGACAGGGGACGACCAUGACGCCCUUGUACACGAUCAUGAUGCACGCAGAACUGGAUGGCCAGAAGGAGCUGGGACCGGAAAUGGCGGAGCUGCUGGAGUGGCUGGGACGCUGCUUGAAGAUUGUCAUUUCGGACGGACGUGUCCUGAUGGGAACGUUUCUGCAAACGGAUGUUGAUGUCAAUAUAGUCCUCGGCAACUGCUCCGAGUAUCCGUUGGAGAAUGGACUGCCCAAGUUCUUGGGCACCGUAAAAGUCCCGUGCGAGCACAUUGUCUGCAUGUGCAUCCACGGGGGACCCUAAGCCCCAAGGGCGAAGUACAGUACAGUUCAGACCAGACCUUUCUUAGAUUCAAUUCAACCGAGUAAACUUGUAUUUGAAAGCCGCCAGAGGUUUUACAAUUUAGAAGACCCAGAAAAUGUGAUACCGAAUUGCAGUUUUGAAAUUAAAUUUCCAUUUUACCAUAC
Drosophila pseudoobscura is the source of this 617-nucleotide messenger RNA. Its product is annotated as N-alpha-acetyltransferase 38, NatC auxiliary subunit-like. The transcript has a single exon. The coding region runs from base 115 to 453 and encodes 112 amino acids. Gene Ontology annotation, cellular component: NatC complex. The record is from RefSeq and is a predicted model, not a curated record. Lineage: Eukaryota; Metazoa; Arthropoda; Insecta; Diptera; Drosophilidae.